This is a messenger RNA of Juglans microcarpa x Juglans regia, 4333 nucleotides long. RefSeq lists its product as uncharacterized. The record is from RefSeq and is a predicted model, not a curated record. Bases 358 to 4203 code for a protein of 1281 amino acids. Lineage: Eukaryota; Viridiplantae; Streptophyta; Magnoliopsida; Fagales; Juglandaceae. The transcript has 8 exons.
GUCCACACUCUCUCCAAAUAUAUUUACAGAGACAAUACCAAAUCUCCAUUUUCUUUUCGACCAAAAACCCCUACCUCCUCCUCCAUCACUCUAUCUAAAUCUCUUCCAGUUCACGCCAAUCCAAUCCGUAGAUUCAUCUCCAAGCAGCACCGUUUCGAUCGGUGGACUCGUCGAUUUGUAAUUUACGAAUUAAUUUUUUUUUUCCUGAUCAAUUUGCGCAUUCCGCAAUCCGAUUCGAUUGAAUUUUAGGUUAAUCGAUCGGAUUCGGUCCUUACCGGGCCGGGAACGUGGGCGGUAAUCAAGGGACAGGAAUGGAAGCAUCGGUGAACGAAUUUACGCGCGCCUGAAAAAGAAAAAAUGCCAGGUCUAGCGCACAGGAAUGGCCAAUUUAUUAAUGGUUCAACCGCGUCUUACACGCUCUCGGCCAACGGGUUUUGGUCCAAGCAUGGCGACGAUGUUAACUAUAACCAGCUCCAGAAGUUCUGGAGUGAGUUGUCACUGCAAGCUCAGCAGGAGCUUCUGAGGAUCGACAAGCAAACCUUCUUUGAGCAAGCUCGUAAAAAUAUGUACUGCUCUAGAUGCAAUGGGUUACUGCUUGAAGGUUUUUUGCAGAUUGUCAUGUAUGGAAAGUCUUUGCAGCAGGAAGGAUCAGUUGGGCACCUUCCCUACAACAGACAGGGGGACUCAAAAACUCAAAAUGAGAGUAUUGAUAACGGUUGCCAAGAUGAGAUUCAAGAUCCAUCUGUACAUCCUUGGGGAGGUCUAACCACAACACGUGAUGGAUCACUGACACUUAUGGAUUGCUAUCUGUAUGCAAAGUCUCUCAAGGGUCUCCAAAAUGUAUUUGACAAUGCACGUGCGAGGGAACGGGAACGCGAGUUGCUUUAUCCCGAUGCCUGUGGUGGGAGUGGUCGUGGUUGGAUAAGUCAAGGAAUUGCGAAUUAUGGCAGAGGGCAUGGAACAAGGGAAACAUGUGCACUGCACACUGCCAGGCUUUCUUGUGAUACUUUGGUGGAUUUCUGGUCAGCUCUUGGAGAAGAAACCCGGCAGUCUCUUCUAAGGAUGAAGGAAGAGGAUUUUAUUGAGAGGCUUAUGUACAGAUUCGACAGCAAGAGAUUUUGCAGAGAUUGCAGAAGGAAUGUCAUUCGUGAGUUCAAGGAACUGAAGGAGUUAAAGCGCUUGAGGAGAGAACCCCGCUGCACUAGUUGGUUUUGUGUUGCAGAUACAGCCUUUCAAUACGAGGUAUCUGAUGACACAAUUCAAGCCGACUGGCGCCAAACUUUUGCUGACACUGUGGGAACAUACCAUCACUUUGAGUGGGCAGUUGGAACAGGAGAGGGAAAAUCUGAUAUUCUGGAAUUUGAAAAUGUUGGAAUGGUUGGAAAUGUCCAAGUCAGUGGCCUAGAUCUUGGUGGUUUAAGUGCAUGUUUUGUCACUCUGAAAGCUUGGAAAUUAGAUGGCCGCUGCACUGAGCUUUCGGUAAAAGCUCAUGCAUUAAAAGGUCAACAAUGUGUACAUGGCAGGCUUGUUGUUGGGGAUGGUUUCGUGACAAUCACCAGAGGGGAAAGUAUCAGAAGUUUUUUUGAGCAUGCUGAAGAGGCUGAGGAAGAAGAGGAUGAUGAUUCCAUGGACAAGGAUGGAAAUGAGCUUGAUGGAGAAUGCUCCCGUCCCCAAAAACAUGCGAAGAGUCCUGAACUUGCUCGAGAGUUUCUUCUAGAUGCUGCAACUGUAAUUUUUAAGGAACAGGUUGAAAAGGCUUUUAGAGAAGGAACAGCGCGCCAAAAUGCACACAGCAUCUUUGUUUGCCUUGCACUGAAACUGCUGGAAGACCGUGUUCAUGUUGCAUGCAAAGAAAUCAUCACAUUAGAAAAGCAGAUGAAACUUCUUGAAGAAGAAGAAAACGAGAAGCGUGAAGAAGAAGCACGCAAAGAGAGAAGAAGAACAAAAGAAAGAGAGAAAAAACUUCGAAGAAAGGAAAGGUUGAAAGAGAAAGAAAAGGAUAAAGAUAAAAAAUGUCCGGAGUCAAAUCAAACUCCUCUUCAUCCUAACGUCACAAGGGAAGAAUCGCAUGAGGGUCCAAAUAAUCUCCUCAGCUGCCGGGAUUCAGUUAGUGAAGGUGAUACUAUUCAAUUUAGGCCUGGAUAUCCUGAUAUUCAAGAUGAUUUUUCAAAUGGGUAUAUUAGUUCAAGAAUGCAAGAUCGCUCUUAUGAUAGUCCUGAUGGGGAAAUUGCAUAUGGGAAAGAUUGGAAUGAUUCUUUUACAGAUGAGCAAUCAAGUUUUUCUUGUCGGAGACUAAAAUUUCGGAAAGAAAUUCAACUAGAUCCAUCUUUGAAGUGGUCUGACAGACACCGAUAUGUAACAGCAGAAUUUGGGACUGCGGUUCAGAGAUCUGAGUCAAGAUACUAUGGUGAUAAUUGUGAGACUCCUUCCAGGGGCAUGAAUGGAUCUAAUAGGCAGUCAAGGAUGAAUAAUGCUCCAAAGUCCAAUGGUCGACAUUGUGGCCCUAAGUUUUGCAGCAACAGAUUGAGUGAUAGAUUUGACCUCCAUUCUUGCAGCUGUAACCAGAAUAAUGAAUAUAGAGCGAGGAUUGAUCCACAUAUUUCUACAAUCAGAGUAAGUCGGGAUACCAGAUCUGCAAGCAAGUUAGAGUCUGCAUUGGAUGUGUCCAAGCAAUUUUAUCGUGGUAACAAGUAUAAUCAAAUAGAAUACUUGCGAGCUGGUUGUGAGAGACCCAAAAACAAAGCCAUCUCAGGGAACAAUCCUCCUAGCAAAGAGGUGCUUCACUCCAAGAAAGUUUGGGAACCCAUGGAAUCACAUCAAAAGUAUCCACGAAGUAACUCAGACUUCGACUUUACCUUGAGGUCAUCUACUUUCAAGGUUGAAGGGGCAAAGCCUGAUAAUAACUUUGUCAAGUCAUCUGGUAGCGAUAGUCAUUGUGAACACAGUGAAGAUUCAGCUGUUAUUGAUCGGGAGGAUAGUAAUUCAAAGGAAUCAGAACUUCAUGGCUUUGAAACUGAUGGGCCCUCUGAGAAUGAAUUUAAUGUGGGAGCAAAGGGCCAAUGCAACUCAAUUGAAGCGGCUUCUGAGGAAAUUGGAUCAUGUCCAAUCAGUUCUGCAGUGAAUUCUGAUAAAUCAGCAUCUAAUGGGACCUCAGAUCCCAUCAUGAGUAGCAGCACAUUGAGUUCUGAUAGCUUCUCAUCAUGCCUGAGUGAGGGUGACAGCAAUACGGCCUCUUCAAACCAUGGAAAUCCAGAAUCCUCUUCCACAUCAGAUUCAGAAGAUUCCAGCCAGCAAUCAGAAGGAAGAGAAUUAUGCGCCCAUAAUGGCUUCUCUAAGUGUCAGGAAGUUGCAGUGGAGAAAAAUGAGAAUUCAAAUGGCGGGAAGGUCAUGGGAAGCAGCACAUCUGUUGGUCUUUCAUUGGAUGGAUGGGGAAGUGUUGGUCUGGGGAAACCAGCAACAGGAGUCUUGCAAGUUUUUGAUAAUGGAUCGUCUGCUGUUAGCAUUGGUUCUCAACCUCAAGGCAUGCUUCCGCCAAUGCAUAACCAAAACAUACACUUUCCGGUGUUUCAAGCUCCUUCAACGUUGGGUUUUUACCAUCAAAACCCAGUUUCAUGGCCAGCAGCUCAUGCUAAUGGAUUAAUGCCCUUCCCCCAUACCAACCACUAUUUAUAUGCUAGCCCUCUUGGGUUUGGUAUAAAUGAAAACUCACGUUUCUGUAUGCAAUAUGGUCCAUUGCAGCAUCUAGGUGCGGCUGCCCCGGUAUUUAAUCACAACCCUGUCCCAGUUUAUCAACCUGUUGCCAAAGCCAGUGGUGUAAAUGCUGAUGAGCAAACUCGGAUCUCUAAGCCAGGUGCAGGACAAGAAGUUUUUAAUAAAGCUAAUGCAGAGAAGGCGGUCAGAGCCGGACCGCAUCCAAAAGAAGCACCAGGAAAUGAAGUGGGGCAAAACGAUAAUCCUUCCAAAUUGCAUACGGGUAACUCAGGGUUUUCCUUGUUCCAUUUUGGUGGGCCUGUUGCUCUUUCAAAUGGGUGUAAACCAGAUCAGAUUGCUCAGAAAGAAGGGGUUAUUGGGGAUUUCUCUCAAGAAUAUCCAACCGAUCAUGUCGAGAGUGAUCGUUCUUCGAAUUCGAAUAAGAAAGAGAGUAUGGUGGAAGAAUACAACUUGUUUGCAGCAAGAAACGGUACAAGGUUUUCAUUUUUCUAAUAUAGUAAUGAGAAGGUGUGAGGUGGCUGUCGAGUAUUUCAGUACCCAUCUUCUUAUUUGGAAAUGGUUUGAGUACUUUGUAAUUCGGUGAACAAUAAUCUUCAGAAAUUCCAAUUUUUUACUUGCAGUA